UGUUGAUCGGCUGCUCUUCAACACGAUAGAUUUGAUGCUGAUGUGGCUCAGAAUGGCUCCUGCUCUUCAUCUGAUCUUUCUGCUCAUCAUUCACAGGGUUUCAGCUGCUGGUUGGGGUGUGAAUUACAGUCCUUCACACAUCUGUGCACUACAGAACUCAACAAUGACAAUCAGUUGCACUUUUACAUACCCGAAUACUGAAUAUCAGAUCAUGAAAGUGUUCUGGAACAAAGACCAAGUAUAUAAUGGAGUAGAGUUUGCAGAUCUGUCUGAGGACCCUGAAUACAGUCAGAGGCUUCAGUAUCUGGGAGAUAAACAGCAGAACUGCACCAUCAGACUGAGUCAUGUGACAAAGAAAGAUGAAGGCCAGUAUUAUUUCAGAUUCACUACUAAUGUAGCAAAUCAAAAAUGGACUGGUAUUCCAGGAGUGAUUCUCUCUGUCACAGAACUUCAGCUGGAGUCUCCUGAGAGAGUGAAAGAGGGAGAUUCAGUCCGUCUGACAUGUAGAAGCAGCUGUAAACUGACUGACACACCAACAUUCAUCUGGUACAGAAACUCACACACAUUGACUAAUAUUGGAGAUGAACUCAACAUCAGUCCAGUCAGUAGAGGAGAUGCAGGCAGAUAUAGAUGUGCUGUACAUGGACACACACUCACAUCACCUGAGGUCUAUCUCAAUGUCAUGUAUCCUCCGAAGAGCAUCUCAGUGUCCAUCAGUGGAUCUGCUGUAAUAAUGUCUGGAGAUUCAGUGACUCUGAGCUGCAGCAGUGACUCAAACCCUCCUGCAGAAAUCAACUGGUAUAAAGGGAAAACAUCUGUAAGAUCUGGAAGAAUCUUAAACAUCUCCAAGAUCAGCUCUGAUGACAGUGGAGAAUACAAGUGUAGAGCCAGAAAUGCACAUGGAGAGAAAUACUCUGAUCCUGUGACUUUAGAUGUUCAGUAUCCACCCAGAAGUGUCUCAGUGUCCAUCAGUGGAUCUGCUGUAAUAAUAUCUGGAGAUUCAGUGACUCUGAGCUGUAGCAGUGACUCAAACCCUCCUGCUCUGAACUUCAGCUGGUUUAAAGGAGAAACACUUGUAGGAUCUGGAAGAAUCUUCAGCAUCUCCAAUAUCAGCUCUGAUGACAGUGGAGAAUACAAGUGUAGAGCCGGAAAUGUCCAUGGAGAGAAACACUCUGAUCCUGUGACUUUAGAUGUCCAAUCUGUUAGAUUUGUCUCCUGGUCUUCUGGAUUUGCUGUUGGUUUUGCUGUUGGUGUUUUUGUCGGUGGAGCAUCAGCAACAAUCAGUGCUGUGCUUUACUUCUGUCUUUCUAAAAGGAAGAGCAGAAGAUCUGCAGUUAAAGACUCUGUGGUGAGAUGA
Danio rerio (zebrafish) is the source of this 1357-nucleotide messenger RNA. The record is from RefSeq and is a predicted model, not a curated record. NCBI's taxonomy places the organism in Eukaryota, Metazoa, Chordata, Actinopteri, Cypriniformes, Danionidae.